AUGGACAGACAACACAAGGAUUUGUAUGCAACAAAAACACGAGCAAAACGAGGUACUUAUUGUGUCGAUGGCGAAUUCAAUUCAAUUUGUUUUGAGCCGAAAACACCACCACCCCCUGCAGUACCACCACCGACAACUCAACCUCCGCCAGGACCGCCUGUAACCGCACCACUAUCAGGAAUAUCACCAUAUUGCUCUGAUCCAUUUUUGUGUGUGUUCUGUGGUACAUGUGGUAGUGAUAUUGAAACAACCACUGUAGUGGCUACAACAACCGCCCCAGAAACACCCACUACAAUGUCUGAAACCACAACUACCAUGGUCGAUACAACAACUGUUGUUGGAACUGCCACUACUGCAGCUGAAACUACUACGUCAGUUGUUGACACUACUACGUCAGUAACUGAAACCACUACCUCUGUUGCAGAAAUUACUUCUUCAGUGCCUGAAACGACAUCAUCUGCAGCUCAAACAACUACACCUGAGGAAGCUACUACAUCUGCAGCUGCAACCACAACAACUGCUAAAGCAUGA
Lottia gigantea (owl limpet) is the source of this 531-nucleotide messenger RNA. RefSeq lists its product as hypothetical. The record is from RefSeq and is a predicted model, not a curated record. Lineage: Eukaryota; Metazoa; Mollusca; Gastropoda; Lottiidae. The coding region runs from base 1 to 531 and encodes 176 amino acids. The transcript is spliced from 4 exons.